This is a messenger RNA of Hyalella azteca, 3261 nucleotides long. RefSeq names its product major facilitator superfamily domain-containing protein 6-A. NCBI's taxonomy places the organism in Eukaryota, Metazoa, Arthropoda, Malacostraca, Amphipoda, Hyalellidae. The transcript is spliced from 13 exons. The record is from RefSeq and is a predicted model, not a curated record. The coding region runs from base 191 to 2146 and encodes 651 amino acids. Gene Ontology annotation, cellular component: membrane.
AUACAACUCUAUCGUUGUUUUUCAGUUUAUAUUACUGAGUAAACCUUUCUAAAAUCAGAAAUUAAUUAAGUAAACACAGUAAAAAAGUGUUUGCAUUUGCAACGGCGGCGAAAAUCCAAAUUACAGAUUACAGAUAUCUAUUCCAGAAUACGGAUAUCCAUUUCAGAAUCCAGAUAUCUAUUCCAGAAUCAUGGGACAAGAAAAAGGGAUAGUCAAUACAGGAUUUACAGAGACAGAAUCAAACGCACAAUCCGCGUUUCGCAACGGUCAUACCGAUGUCAUCAAAAAUGGAAAUACCCAGACUUACGGUACCGGAAGCGCCGUUAAAAGCCACGUCAAACAGGAACCAAAGCCAGAUGACAACAAUAGCAAAUAUACAUGGGCAUCUUUUAGAGAAGAGUUUAGAAUAAACAAAGAGCUCCUGCCUGUGAAGUUUGCGAUGUUGUGUUUCCAUGGAGGAGUGUUCGCGUUUCUGCCGUACGUGACGCUGCACAUGAAGCAGAUCGGCAUGACUAACGAAGAGGUCGGACUCACAUACGCCAUCCUGCCCGUGUCGUCCAUCCUCGGUCCUCUGAUCAGCGGAAUAGUUGCCGACAAGCUGGCAGCGUUCAAAGCCGUCUUCCUCUUCAAUGUAAUCUGCGCGGCUUUGUUCCACACGCUCUUCGUUACGGUCCCCUAUGCUCCUCAUCCCCCCAGCCUCAGCUUUUCCUGUGGGGGGCAAGGGGGGCAGCUUGCAUGGUCUCCCCCAUCCUGUCACAUUCCGAGUCAGUCAAGCAGCGAAAUUACCUGGCAAGACAUGAAUGUAACUUUAAAGAAUUGCAAGCGAAGUUGCCAGACGCAGGAAGUUGGAUCAAACAGUGAAGCGUUCUGUCUUGUACGGGCCAACGAAUCUGUCUGUUUCGAACACUCAUUGAACACAUCGCUGGAGCUUACAAUGAGCAUCGGGUCCUCGUCUUCCAACACGUCAUUGUCAUCCAACACGUCACUGGUCUCCCCAGGGGCAGCUGCUCCACCUACUUGCUAUAACGAGGCGCCCCCCUCAUUAGGGGAUCUCCACUUCGAGGGGAAGACUUAUGAGCGCUUCAGCUGUACCCCGGUGUGCACUUUAGAGUGCAGCGUCGAGGGGGGACCUAAGCCCCAGCACUUCCAUGCUAAGCAAUACUCGACGACCUUCUGGGUGUACCUCGCCCUCAGGAUGCCGGGGCAGUUCUUCUUGGCCGCCGCCAUGACGAUGAUGGAUGCCCUCACGAUGGCCGUGAUAGCGAACAGGGGCGGGGACUUCGGCAAGCAGAGGCUCAUGUCGAUGCUGAGCCUGGCGUUGAUGCCCUUCAUCUCGUCCGCCAUCGUCACUAACGUGCCCACUGAUAACGGUUCCCCGGACUACACAGUCGCCUUCUACUUCGGCGACGCGCUGCUCGUGGUUGCCGUCAUCAUCACCGCCUGUAUCAAGCUCGAGCGCCCGGACAGCUCGUCGCAGAACGUCUUCCAGGACCUGAAGCAACUGAUGAAGAAGGCGGACAUCCUCGUGUUCCUGGCGGUGAUCCUCGUGCUGGGGUCCAACUGGGGCUUCCUUGAGAGCUUCUUCUUCGUCUAUCUCAGCGAACUGAAGGCUCCAGCCUACCUGCUUGGCUUGACCCUGACAUUUGGUUGUCUGGUCGGCUUGCCCGCGAUGUUUCUGUCUAACCGCAUCAUCGACUGCGUGGGCCGCGCUAACAUAUUCAUCCUCAGCUUCGUUGCCUACAGCGUCAGGAUGUUCGGCUACUCCAUAAUCUCGAACCCAUGGAUGAGCUUCCCGUUCGAGGCACUCGAAAUAAUCACGUACCAGCUGAUGUGGGUCGCCGCGGUCACCUACUUCCCCAUCUUGGCGCCUCCCACCCUCCUCGCCACCAUGUCGGGGCUGUCGGGUACCCUGCACUAUAACGUCGGCCGAGGAGUCGGUGCAUUAAUGGGAGGCAAUUUAAUUGGGAAAAUCGGAUCAGUGAACACUUUCCGAGUUUUUGGUGUCAUCUCUUUAGUGAGCGGCAUCAUCUACACUUUCGUGCACUACUUCUUCUUUGCAGGAAAAGUCAAAGAUGAAGAAAAAAAGCAGAAGGAGGUUGUGGAACUCAAGACGGACUCUAAGAAACAAGAGGCUGGACUGCCGUGAAUAAUUAUACUCUAAUAUAUACAUAAUUUUUCAAUCAGAUCUCUGUCCACAGUGAGAAUCUCGCUAGUUUAGAGAAUUACUAUGUCUGAUCUUGGCAACUUCUAUUUUUAAUAAUAAGCCUGGGAUACAAAUCAUACAUAUUUUAACAUUUGCUUCCACGAGCCAAAAUUAUCUUUCAAUAUUAACGAACUCUAGCUUUACUAUAAUUUUAGGAACGUUUUAUUUUCGAAAAAUAUCACGAACUAAAAAUAAAUUUUUAUUGUCAACAAGUGGAUGGAAGCAAGGAAUACAUGAAGUGGUCACCAGAUAUUCAAUGCAAUGGCUUUUUUCUACAAGAUGAAUUGAUCUCGACUAAUUACGCUAGAAUGUAUAAACUUUCCGAACGGUUUAACGACAUCGCAGGUCAUGGUCAGGACAAAAAGUUGCGCAAGAAAUAUUUUUGCGGCGUUAGUAAAUAUUUUUGCGGGAUUAGUGAGUACUAAUGUGCUGUCUAAGUACUACAAAUUAGCCUGGACUUGUUCAAAAGAAGAACGUUCAAAUUACAGACAAGUUCACAUGUAUGGUAUAAUUUUACGAAGAGACGUGAUUACUUAUCAUUUAAGUGUAUUUAUUAAUAAGGCUUAAUUAUCACAGAAAAAUAACUAUGUUAAUUGACAUUUAAAUCCUAUCGCUCAUAUGACUAGAUUAGUGACUCGAAAGGCAGCACGUGCCCACAUUUCCUUUCAUAUCAUGUAGCGUUACUUUUAUGAUGAGAUAUUGAACAAAUACAAUAGCUAAAUAUAAUGUUAACAAAGAUUAUACUGCACGCUUCACUAGUUCAUCGUGCGUAAUGAGGACCAGUGGCGAUUGAAAAAUCGUUUCAUUCCUUCAGUGUUGACACUUGAACAUUAUGUGCGUAUAUAAGGCACAGAUAAGUGUACGUAGACAUGAACCUGGAUCAUAUAAACCUAGAAAUUGGUAAUAGAAAUUAGCCAUGACUUUCUCGACUAGUGAGAUCGUGACAAACCAGCCAUACCCACAUUGGCAAAAUAUUUUUGGUUGGCACCUUGUGCGUACAUUGAAAAGUCAAACUCUCUGAGUUCUCUUAAAGGACGAUAAUAAAUUUGUACCACGGA